AUGAUUAUUCAUGGUGUUAAAAAAUCUCCGAGUAUGGAUAUUAACGAGUGUAUCAAUUUCGAUACUGAGGGUGUAAACAAGCUAUUGUUAUUAUGCUCCGCAAGUCCUGAUAACAUAGUUAAUAGUACUCGUCUUGGACGUCUAAUUGCUGAUGAGUUCAGACCGAUAAAACUGACUUUGCGCAACUAUUGCGACAUCUAUCGUUUUAUUACAUCGUUUUUGACAACUAAGCGAAAGUCCCCCUCAUCUGUAAUAAUCAUUUCCGUUGUCAAAGAUCGCACCCAAACAGACGUCACCACAUUAAGGAUGUAUACACUAAUUACCAUAAUCGAGUAA
Cinara cedri is the source of this 336-nucleotide messenger RNA. Lineage: Eukaryota; Metazoa; Arthropoda; Insecta; Hemiptera; Aphididae. The record is from the annotation of a GenBank genome assembly.